Molecule: messenger RNA, 2895 nt
Organism: Haplochromis burtoni (Burton's mouthbrooder)
Lineage: Eukaryota; Metazoa; Chordata; Actinopteri; Cichliformes; Cichlidae
Gene: ppp2r5cb
Product: protein phosphatase 2, regulatory subunit B', gamma b
Exons: 14
Coding region: 516-2093 (525 amino acids)
Biological process (GO): signal transduction; protein dephosphorylation
Cellular component (GO): cytosol; protein phosphatase type 2A complex; nucleus
Molecular function (GO): protein phosphatase activator activity
Source: RefSeq, a predicted model, not a curated record
GAUGCAAGUCUUUUAUAAGUUUUUCUUAUUUCUUUUCCAUGUGGGUGUUGUUGGGAGUUAAAGACUAAAAGAGAAAUAAAUGGUUUCCUUUGUCCUCUGCUUCUUACAAGCAACCUACAUGUUGUACAGUUAUUUGUAUUCCAUGGUAUUAUUAUUCCAUUUGUGGUUAUUUCAGAACCGGUUAAAUGGAAUUCAGGCGAGUUGUUUGUGCUUUAAAAACUCCUUGACAGAUGUAGGUUCUUUUGGCCCAAUCACAGUAACUGGCCCACCCCUUUUCUCCCCACUCCAAACAGCCAAUUUCUUUCCUCAUGUUUAUUUAUUCUGACAGCCCGCCCAUGUGAUUGCAGCUAACCAACCAGGUUGCUUCUGUGUGGGAUGACAUCACUAACUAGCUGGUUCCCUCCAGCAGCAGGGGAGCUUCAUUUUCUGCUCAGUGUUCGUGCUAAAAUGGAGGCUGGCUCCUCGCCUUAGCCUGGGCUACCCUCUUCUCUCCUGUUUCCUGCCUCAGCUCACUGAUGUUGGCAUGUACUAGAGCUGCCGGCGGGAUGGUUCUGGAUGGACCGAGCGCCAAUGGGCCUUUCCAGCCUGUGGCCCUCAUGCAUUUUAGAGAUGUUCCCCCUGCAGAGCAGGAGAAGCUGUUUAUCCAGAAGUUGCGUCAGUGCUGCGUUCUCUUCGAUUUUGUCUCAGACCCACUGAGUGACCUGAAAUGGAAGGAGGUGAAACGAGCGGCGCUGAGCGAGAUGGUGGAGUACAUCACCCACAACAGGAACGUCAUCACCGAACCGAUCUACCCAGAAGUGGUUCACAUGUUUGCUGUGAAUAUGUUUAGGGCAUUGCCGCCGUCAUCCAACCCCACGGGUGCAGAGUUUGACCCAGAGGAAGAUGAACCCACUCUUGAAGCUGCGUGGCCGCAUCUACAGCUCGUCUACGAGUUCUUCCUGCGGUUCUUAGAGUCACCGGACUUUCAACCAAACAUAGCCAAAAAGUAUAUUGACCAGAGGUUUGUAUUGCAGCUCUUAGAACUUUUUGACAGUGAAGACCCCAGAGAAAGAGAUUUUUUAAAGACCACUCUCCAUCGCAUCUAUGGGAAGUUCCUGGGCCUUCGAGCAUACAUUAGAAAACAGAUUAAUAACAUAUUUUAUAGGUUCAUUUAUGAGACUGAGCAUCAUAAUGGAAUUGCAGAACUACUGGAAAUACUAGGCAGCAUAAUCAAUGGAUUUGCAUUACCUUUGAAAGAAGAGCACAAGAUAUUCCUGCUGAAAGUCCUCCUGCCUUUGCACAAAGUCAAGUCCCUUAGUGUGUAUCACCCACAGCUGGCUUACUGUGUGGUACAGUUCUUAGAGAAGGAUAGCACCCUUACAGAACCGACGGUAAUGGCAUUGUUAAAGUAUUGGCCAAAGACCCACAGUCCAAAAGAAGUUAUGUUCCUCAACGAACUGGAGGAGAUACUGGAUGUCAUUGAGCCUUCGGAGUUCGUCAAAGUCAUGGAACCCCUCUUCAGACAGCUGGCCAAAUGUGUGUCAAGCCCGCACUUUCAGGUAGCAGAGCGAGCGCUGUACUACUGGAAUAAUGAGUAUAUCAUGAGCCUGAUCAGCGACAACGCUGCCAAGAUCCUCCCCAUCAUGUUCCCGGCCCUUUACCGCAAUUCCAAAACCCACUGGAACAAGACGAUUCAUGGGUUGAUUUACAAUGCUCUGAAGCUCUUUAUGGAGAUGAACCAGAAACUGUUUGAUGACUGCACCCAGCAGUUCAGGGCAGAAAAAAGCAAAGAGAAAGCCAAAUGGAAAGAGAGAGAAGAAGCAUGGGUGAAGAUUGAGAAUCUAGCAAAGGCAAACCCACAGUUUGUCGUGUAUGUGGACUCAAUAGGAUCAGGGAGUCCGAUGGACAUGGAGACAGAUGGGCCACUGCUAGACGAUGUCAACAUGCUAAAGAAAGCAGUAGUUGAGGAAGCCACACAGAUCCAAAAAGACCAGCGCAGAGAACGCCCGUUGAUGCGGAGGAAAUCUGAGCUCCCCAAAGACAUCUCCACAGUCACAGCUUUGGAGUUGCACCGAAGAGCAGAGGAAAUGUUGACGCCACACGAUGGCCAUUAAGAGACCAUCCCAGACCUACCAUAAACCAGCAGCAUCCACAGUGGAAUCACAAACCCACGGAGGGCCAGCACAAAAACCCCCAAAACAAAACAGAACUGUGGUAUCUCAGUCCAGCCCAGUGCAACACAGAAAUGAACGAUGCCAGCUCCACCUGACACAGAAAAUGUCUAAAGCCACACAUCUAAGCCAGGUCCGGCUUUGCGAGACAAGCAGUGCUCGGUCCUUACUGAUCCCCACCCCUUCACCUGGUUCUUGUUUGCGGUGCUGGGAUGUCCUGCAUGACCACAGCAACCCGCCGUAUACUGAACUUCAAAUAAGAAAUUGUCGUAAUCUCCUUCUCUUCUGUUUUUUUCCCCCCUCUCCUUGUCCGCUCAACUUGUGUUUUGGGGUGCUGUGCUGCCCCCUUCUGGUCAUUUUUCUCAGGUGUUCUGUUCUGGUGUGUGUGUGUGUGUGUGAGCAGUCUUCUUCUCGUCUCUUCUUUAUCAACGUCAGGUGCUUGUACAAAUAAUAAGAGCCCCCAACUAUAACUUCAAUGGAGGCCAUCUACAGUGGGGUGAGACUGUGUCAGUUCUUUCUGUAUAUUUAAUAUUGGCUGUUUUUUCUCAUAAAAUUUAAACUAGAUAGCUGUUUAUAUUUUUCCCUUCAUGCUAUAUUAGGAGCUCUUCUAAGAUUUUUAAAAAAUCACGUCCUAUCUGAAGAACUGUUCUGUUUCUUGCUAUUAUUUUAGGAUUCAUUCAUUCACUCCAUUCAUCAGGACUGGGCCACUCCUGAAUUCAGCAGGGGUGUGUGUUAAGGAUUGGGG